AUGCAAUCACCAAGCAUCGAUGAUGUCAUCUCAUUAGAAGAAUGUCUCUUCAACAUCAGCAACUAUGAUUCAAACGAGGUCGCAGCUGAAAUAUCCGAUAAAUGGGACAAUUUAAAGGAUCAUAUCAACUCAAUCCUUCCUGCAGCGAUCAACCAACGCAGAUUUUCGUACGAGCAGUUCGCCAACGUUAUCAAAGCCUUACCAAAGUUUAACAGAUUGCUUUUAAACUUUGAUAUGCAAAUUUACCUUAGAAAUAUUGAAUCUACAGACGAAACAUUUAAUCUUUCUUUAAACAUUUUCCCAGAGGGAUCGAUAGGCUACGCUAUUAUCCACGAUGAUGUCGAUUCAGUUAUCGAAUUUUCGCUGUCCCCGAAAUUCUUCGACCUCAAGGUCAGUUUCUGUGAAGCUGAUAGCUGGACAGCCGAAAUAUUCUCGCUAAUUGACGCUGCUGCUUAUUUUGGAAGCUACAACGUUUUCAGAUUUUUGUACGUAAAUGGGUUCAAGAUCACAGAAGAAACAGUUAAGAGGUCAAUUUACGGUGGCAAUAUCGAAAUUGCAGAGCUCAUCAGCCAGGAAGGCUUCUCUUUUGCCAAAUACAUAAAAGAUGCAAUCAUUUGCCAUCGAAAUGAGAUUGCCAUCUGGAUCAUUGAGCAAAAUGAUGAAGUAGAACUCGAUUUUGACCUCUGUCUCCGCUGCAGAAAUACUUUUUUGGUCAAAUAUAUUAUUGAAAGCGGAGUUUACAAUGAUUCAUUUAUGGAACGUGCGGUUUUAAGGAGAAGAAGAGAUGUGUUGCAGUAUCUCAUUGAUAAUGGAUACGACAACUCUGAUUCCGACCACGAACUUGAACAAGUUUACUAUAAUAUGUAA
This is a messenger RNA of Trichomonas vaginalis G3, 867 nucleotides long. Its product is annotated as protein ubiquitination. The coding region runs from base 1 to 867 and encodes 288 amino acids. The record is from RefSeq and is a predicted model, not a curated record. NCBI's taxonomy places the organism in Eukaryota, Parabasalia, Trichomonadida, Trichomonadidae. The transcript has a single exon.